Messenger RNA from Phyllopteryx taeniolatus (common seadragon), 2390 nucleotides. It is a transcript of the gene lnp1, whose product is annotated as leukemia NUP98 fusion partner 1. NCBI's taxonomy places the organism in Eukaryota, Metazoa, Chordata, Actinopteri, Syngnathiformes, Syngnathidae. The transcript has 4 exons. The record is from RefSeq and is a predicted model, not a curated record. Bases 226 to 975 code for a protein of 249 amino acids.
GGGGGCGGGGGGGAGGGGGGGACACGCUAACUGGAAUAGAAUGGAAAGGGUUCCAAAAACAAACACUCCCAUCGUCAGUUUCUCUGGAGUGAAAACUCUCCACCAGCCACGUUAAAUUAAAAGGGUUUGAGACAGUUUAUUUCAAGAUGGCCCGGGAAUAGCCAGCCAGCCAGGCAGGCAGGCAGUCGGCCAGGCCAUCCCCCCCCCCCCCAGUUGCGCACCGUCAUGUCGCUGAGGCUCCUGCCCGCCAUCAUCAUGGACGACGAGGACGACGACGGCAACUUCACCAAGUGGAUGAGCAGCUAUUGGGGACACGGAGCUGAAGGAUGUGGCGGUGGAGGUGGAGGAGGUGCAGGAGGUGGAGGACACUCGCGCGAAAGGAAGCGAAGUUUUAGGAGACCUGCCAAGACCAGAGUUGAUAGAAGGGCAUCACUUCCCACUGUGUCUCAGCUAGACGCCAUGAAGCUGAACCGGUUGCACGCCGCCACCACGGCGCCGGCGCCAAGCCACGCCAAGAGCCGAGAGGAGAAGGGGGAGGUCAGACCCCACCAGGGGGCUCGGCGGACCCCUUCGGACGACAACGGACGCCCCAAGUCGGCCGUCCCGGAGAACCGCAUCGGCACGAUCCCGGAGCUGGCAGAAUCCUUCCAAAAUAGACUUUGUCUUCAAGAUAACUGCAGCUUGUCACUGAACGACGACGCCAAGCUGUGUCUGCUGUGUCAUGACAACAAGUACAAAAGCGGCGGCGGCGGCGGCGGCGGGGGCGUUCAAGAGCCGCACUGUGCACACGCCUUCCACAAGGAGGCCGCGCGCAGGUCCGGGCCGUGCGGCCCGCUCGGCGAUGGCGGCGAGAUGGCGGCGGCCUGCCUGGUGAGGAGUCUCCUGAGCGGCAGGAGGAGGUCGGCGGACGAGACACAACAGCAGCAGCAGCAGUACACGUUCCGGCGGCAGCUUUCUCUGCGCAGGCACCGCUAAAUUCUCGCCUGAACUCUACAGUGCAAAUUUGUCAGUGGCGAGCCGUGCAUUUUCUUCCCCUUCAGUGGGGAUAAUCCACCUCUUAAUACCACCACCAAAACAGGUCACCAUUAUUAUAAACCAUCAAUACUUUACAAAAAUGCAAUGUAACUGCACGCGACACGUACAUCAUCUGAAGAAGUGGGAAAAAAAACACACAAAAUAAAAAAAAUAAAUUACAAAAAAAAACAUGAUACUCACGAGGGAUGCUCAUUAUGAAAUUCAAGUGUUCAGAUCGUUAAAACGUGUUUUGUAUGCCUAUUACAAGUUUCGCUCUCACCAACCAAUCAGAUGAUGUCAUCAAAGGGCCAGCUAUUUGGGCCCGGGAGGAAGAAUUAGAAAUUUGAUCAGUAGGUACAGAAACAGUCCAAUUGCUCAUUGUUGAAGUUCCAUGGGCCAGGACGGCUGAUUGUGAAGGCGCUGGGCAGAUUAGAUUGACACGGCAACACAAAAAGGUUGCAAUCUUAUUGGACAAAGACAUCUGGCACCCACGUAGGUACUGGAAUCAGUGCAGCCAAGACAAACACUACCAAAUGAAGAGACUAGACUGUGCAUAAAUUCAUGCAAUUGCAUCGAACAAAUAUUUGAAUUUAAACCCUGACCCCUAUUCUACAGUGUAUAUUUCUACUGUUCAUUUUCACUUUAAUAGCAUGUUUCAGUGUUAAGUUGUGUCUAAUAAUGUGUGACCCCUGUUGUUCACUCCCAGUUCAGUGUUUGCGUUUGGUGCUGUAAAGAUAAGAAUUUUAAAAAAGUCAGUAAAAUGCCCACGUUCAAGUUAACCAGGAGAAACUGCUUGACUUUACCAACAGCCCCCGAAGCGAUGCCUCAAAACUACCACGUCAGAGUUGAGAUUGGAACCCAGAACCUUUUGCUUGUAAGGCACCGGGGCUAACCACUUUUCUGCCAGCUAUUCUACCUACACUAUUCAUAAUAAUAAAAAAAAUUGAUACACUGAUAUGAGUGACUGAGUCACUCAUUCCCUACUCCCUAAUUACUAUACAGGCAUUGUUCGUGGACUUUUUUUUUGUAGACUAUAUAAGCCACCGUAUAAAAAGAAGCCUAAAAAGUUAAAUACAACUUAACUGUUCUUAGGCAGCGAUUCUUUCCUUCGCUAUUUUCGGAUUAAUUCACUCAUUCCCUGCCCCACAAACACGACAUAGGGAUUUUUAGUGGGCUUUUAUAUAGUCUACUAUAAUAAAAAUGUCAUUAUAAUUAUUAGGGAGUAGUGAUCAUGAAUGAUUCUCAACACAGCCCAGGUGUCUGGGACAACAAUUAGUUCAUAUAUUAUUACUUUAAAGUAAUAGUUUCUCUGUAUUCUUGUUAUAUAUAAGUAAAUGUAUUCAUAUUUUUGGAAAUAAACGCGUUUUUAUUCCUAA